Messenger RNA from Monosiga brevicollis MX1, 663 nucleotides. RefSeq lists its product as uncharacterized. The transcript has 7 exons. The coding region runs from base 1 to 663 and encodes 220 amino acids. Gene Ontology annotation, biological process: anaphase-promoting complex-dependent catabolic process; protein K11-linked ubiquitination. The record is from RefSeq and is a predicted model, not a curated record. Gene Ontology annotation, cellular component: anaphase-promoting complex. NCBI's taxonomy places the organism in Eukaryota, Choanoflagellata, Craspedida, Salpingoecidae.
AUGGCGGCUCGAGCAGCAGAGGACGUGGAUGCCGCAGAGGAAGUGGGUGAAUUGGAGCCUGAAGGCGGAGCCGAUUAUGUGCCGCAAGUGCGUCUGAUGCAUUCGGGCAUAGACGACGUAGGGUCGGCGGUGGGCAAGGAACCGUUUGAUGUGCACCAAUACCAGGAGAUUGGCAAUGACGGCGUAUGGUCGCUGUCUUCCCGCAAGCUUGACUUUGGCAUUCGCCUCCUGCGCGAUGGUCGCGAUGAGACAUAUUGGCAAUCGGAUGGCCCCCAGCCGCACACCGUGACCAUCUCCUUUUCUAGCCGGCGCAAAUUUGCGUACAUGGCGCUCAACACAAGCUAUCAGCACGACGAGAGCUAUACACCCAAGGUUGUCGAAAUCCGAGCAGGACCUCGCAUCGCCAACCUUACGGAGGUAGUGACGGCCGAUGUAGGCAUGAAUGAGGGCUGGUUUUACAUUAAACUGGAGAAGGAGGACGGGCAACCCAUCGAAGACUUUGUGAUCCAGUUGGCAGUGUUGGUGAAUCAUCAAAAUGGCAAGGACACGCAUCUUCGAGGCGUCCGCAUCUAUGCGCCGCGUCAACGGCAACUCACGCCUCUCAGCGAGCCCACCAUGCCUUUUUCAACAAAUGCCUUUGCCCGCUUUGAAUUCAUUCGGUAG